This is a messenger RNA of Ipomoea nil (Japanese morning glory), 1143 nucleotides long. RefSeq lists its product as uncharacterized. The transcript is spliced from 4 exons. Bases 119 to 853 code for a protein of 244 amino acids. The record is from RefSeq and is a predicted model, not a curated record. NCBI's taxonomy places the organism in Eukaryota, Viridiplantae, Streptophyta, Magnoliopsida, Solanales, Convolvulaceae.
ACGCAGUUCAAAUAUAAAUGUUGUAUCUGCAACACAUUGACUCACAGACACAGUUGAGGAAGAGCUGUUCAAAGAGCAAUUAAGGAAACUUUGAAGGCUGGGAAGAGGAGCUUAAUAAAUGGAUGCUUGCAGGCUUAAGAGUACAUCCUGCAUUGAAGACAGAUUCAGCUUUAAUGUGAAGCAACAGCAAAGGGAGAAGACAAUGGGGGAAGAAGAUGCAUUGAGAACUGUAGACUGUCUGAGAGGGAGAUUGCUAGCAGAAAGAGUUGCUUCAAAAAAUGCCAAAGAAGAAGCUCAACUUAUGGGAAACAAGGUGAUUGAGCUGGAGAAUAGGUUGAAAGAAGAAACUAAAUCAAGAAACAGAGCUGAAAAGAGGCUUAAAUUCCUAAUGAAGAAGCUUCAGUCCAUCAAUGUAUCAUUUGUAUCAGAUGAAUCAGAGAAUUCAUGUUUUACAGAGGGCAGUGAAGUUUCCUCUGCAUCAUACACAAUCUGUUCUUCCUCAAAUGACUUGGAAAAUAAGAUGCCCAGAAUCCAAACUCCAUGUUCUUCAGAAGGUGAUGAUUCUCCAGAACCAAUGGAGAAUGCUAAAUCAGACAAUAAUGAGAAUACUGAGGCUGAUGUGACCAACUUGAAGACUUCAGCAGAAGAGAAAGAGAUGAGCGAUUUGGAUCGAGAAGAGAAUGUGGAUAACUCGUUGGCAUUAGUACCUGUUGACUUACCAAAGCCGCCAAAGCAGACUAUUGAUCCAGCCGUUCUUGAUGCCACUGUAAGAGAUGUUCUUGAUUCUCUGAGGCACGCCAAAGAGAAACUUCAGAAUCAGAUGGAGAGAAGACGGAUGAUUAGAGUCGGGUAGAUAGGAAAAAACUAAAUGUAUCUGCUAAAAACAAACCAUGUUUCAUGGUAUGAGCAUUAGAAAAGGUUAGAGGACAGUGGUUGUUGAUGUUUUGUUGUUCUAUCAUAAUAAGUUAAGUCUCUAUAGCUGGUUCACCAAAGUAUAGUUCAGGUUUCUUGUUCAUAUCUUUCUUUGAAUUGAUUGCUAUGCUAAUAUGCUAUUGCAGAUUCAAUCACAUAGCCCACUCACACCCCUUGUGCCUUUCCAAUAUGAAUCUUUUAUGUUAACCUUUGGUGAUUAUAGGAUAAUGA